AUGGUGCGUGCCAGCCUGAGAGUCGCCCUCGUGCUGGCAACACUGGGGUUGGCUGCCGCGGACACUCUACCUCGACUCUUCCCCUCACGAGUAUCCUUUGUCCCUCCCUCCUCCUCUUCAUCCUCUUCCGCUCAUCGCUCCUUCAAGCCCCAUCACCAUCACCACCACCACCAGCCUCACCAUCACUAUCAUCACCACUCCUUCCAGUCCCGCCAUUCCUCUCCCUUUCACUCCUACGCAUCCUAUCAACAUCCCUCCUCGAAGCAUUACCCUUCCUCUCCAAAGUCAUACCCUUCCUCUUCCUCCUCUUACUCCUCCUCCUCCUCCCAGCAGUCUUCCUCUUACCAAGCGAAUUCGAAGUAUCAACCCUCCUCUUAUGUCAACCAGCUACCCUCUUCCUCCUCCUCCUCUUCUUCUUCCUCCUCCUCCUCAGCAUCCUCUGUCUCAAAAUCCAAACCAUCGUCUUAUGUUAUGAGUCCCAACUACCCGGCUAAUCCCAACCAACUAUCCCCGCCGUCAUCUUACACCUCCUCCUCCUCCUCCUCCUCCUCGUCCCCAACCCACCACACGCCACAGCCAGCACCUUUGAUGAUGAAGACAGCAAGGUUCGUGGUCGUUUCGGAGGGGAUGUACGACCACGCUCACCACAUUCACGCUCACGAGAGGCUGAAGGAGGAGGCCGAGCAGGUUCCGCGUCCUUACUUCGCGGAGGGCAACGUGACUUCGACCCGGGUGUUCUUGGGCAAUACCGUGACCCUGGACUGCACGGUGCGGGAGAUCACGAAUGAGUCGGUGUCAUGGAUGCGGAGCCGAGAUGACGUGCUUGAGCUAAUUACCUGGGACAGCAACACCUACGCCAAGGACGACAGGUAUUCCCUCGUGACGGAGCGAGGCGACAGGUGGCACCGCUGGCAGCUGGUCAUCCGCCACACGAGGGCCGAUGACCAGGGCCAGUACAGGUGCCAGGUGGCGACCCAACCCCCGCUGGUGCUCGUCGUGACCCUCAACGUGACAGUCCCAGUGGCGCGGGUUGUGGACGAGCGAGGGACCAAGGUGCAGGAGAAAUACUACAACAGCGGAAGCAUGAUUGAACUCAAAUGCAUCGUGGAGCAGGUUCCCUUCCCCCACGGCCCCGUCACCUGGCGUAGGGGAGCCACCGUGCUCACCUACAACACCUCCAGGGGCGGCAUCAGCGUGAAGGGCAACGAGGCCGGUGGGUACAUAAGAAGUCGUCUGUACGUGGCCGACGCGACACCACACGACUCUGGCUUCUACUCCUGCUGGUACAAGAACACCACCAGCGACACCGUCACCGUCCACGUCAUAGCAGGAGAGAACUCGGCCGCCAUGCAACACGACGGUCUGCCAGGAUCCGGAGGGACUGUCAGUGGGGGCCCCGCACGCCUCCACCCCUCCCUGGCCCUCCCCUCCUUCCUCCUCCUCGUCACCAUGGCUACGUGGGUGCUUGCUUCCUCCUCCUCCUCUUCAGCCUACUCCACGUCUUCCUCUGCCUCCUCCUCCGCCUCAUUUCUCCCUACAUCCUUUGCCAUAGAGACAAACACAGUCAUUAGUAACGUGUAUGAGGAACAGACCAGGGCGCUGUGCCACCAAGGGACAAAGAAUGGAAACGCCUCGAGAUAGUCACUACGGAUGGUGUUUGAUCUCUGACGGAGGCGCUGAAGGAGGUUGAAAGUCCUCCUAAUCCUAUUCCUCUUCUUUAUCCUACCACUCCUACUUCUAUUUUCUUUAUCUUCCUGCUGUGUAAAGUUACCUCGUGCCACAAAAACGUAGAGAGUAGGUGUUUCGGGAGAUAUAUAGAGAUAAGUAUAUUACAGGAUAACAUAUACAUCUAUUUUUACGUCAGUUUUUCAUUAUUUUUUUCUGAUUUUCUUCUUCCCUUCCGUGUGAUCAUCGUUAUAGGCUACGCAUUCACUAUGAGGAGCUUUAAUGUUUAUGGUGUGUGUGUGUGUGUGUGUGUGUGUGUGUGUGUGUGUGUGUGUGUAUAUAGAUGUAUGUACGAGUGAGGUAUGUAUUUAUGUAUGCGAGUAAAGUAUGUAUGAAUUUUCUGUCUAAAAAGAUACCUAAAUAUGCGAUGUUAUAUAAUAAAUGUUUCAAAACGGAUAGAUUAUUAUCAUUAUCAUUAUCUUUGUUAUUAUUUCAACCAUUAUCGCUACGCCCCUCACUGCCCGUAUUUUGGCUAAAGUGGCCUAGUCUCGGUGGUCUGUGAGCCGCCAAUAAAUGUGUGAGAGUUUGUUUCUUAACCCAACAAAUACAAAGGAGAAUAUUUAUUUCCACUCAUUUUGCAAGCUUCACAGCCUUCACAUCAUACCCCUACAAAACCCGAAGAGAGUAUUGGAUUCCACUCAUUUUGCAAGCUUCACAGCCUUCACAUCAUGACCCUACAGAUGCUGAGGAGAGUAUUGGAUUCCACUAAUUUUGCAAGCUUCACAGCCUUCACAUCAUGACCCUACAGAUGCUGAGGAGAGUAUUGGAUUCCACUAAUUUUGCAAGCUUCACAGCCUUCACAUCCUCACCCAACAAAUGCUAAAGAGAGCAUUUAUUUCCACUCAUUUUGCAAACCUCACAGCCUUCACAUCCUAACCAUACAAAUGCUGAGGAGAGUAUUAAAGUCCACUCAUUCUGCAAGCUUCACAUUCUUCACAUCCUAACCCUGCAAAUGUCGAGGAGAGUAUUGGAUUCCGCCCAUUUUGCAAGCUUCACAUUCUUCAUAAGUAGUUUCCGAAUAUGCUGAAAAAUACCGACUAUCAUUAAUGUGUAUCAGACUUCAUAGGUUACAUUAGAUGAGUUCCAAUGUUAUAUGAAUUAGCUCGUACCCGCGGAGAAGCUCGCAGAAAUAAAUUUAACCUGUAUACUUUUUUUACAUUAGAUAAACUUUAUAUUAACCUGCAUUUCGCCCUGCAGCAGAGGUCAUUGGUUGGGACUUCUUCACUUUAAACAGUAUCUCUUCAAAUAGUUUCGUUCCUGACAUAAGAUAGAAAAUGAGACUUGUAUGGUUAACUAUUUGAGAAAUGGAACGUGUUGUAAGUAAAAUAAUAUUACGUACAGUACCUCAUGGACUCACCUGAAUAUUAAACACACACACACACACACACACACACACACACACGAAGGGAAAAAAAGAAAACAUCCAUCCGGCUACUCUUUCACAACAUUUUUAUAGUAAACAUUAUAUAAAUUAACACUACAAAUACAGUUCAUCAUUCAGGUGCACGAAAGAGGUCAUAGAACGUUAGCUAGAGCACUUAAACGGAAUUUGAACCUUUGUUAAUAACCAGGAACAGAAUCAGUGUGGGAAAACCUGAAUUAAAACUGUAUAGACAAUGAUCGAUACUCUAAGAAACUUCAAACUCUCGUAUCAAGUAUUUCAAAAGGCCAAAAAAUAGAUAAAUUGGGUUCCAGUGACUGUUUCUUUAGGUUCACGGUACAGAGGAAUGAUCAGGCGAGCAAGAGGGUCAUAAAACUACCUCUGAAAAUGCCCCAAACUCCUACGAAAGCCAAGUUGGAAGGAGAUCAGUCGAGUUUCAGUGAGUUUCUUUAGGUUCACGGUACAGAGGAAUGAUCAGGCGAGCAAGAGGGUUAUAAAACUACCUCUGGAAAUGCCCCAGACUCCUUCGAAAGCCAGAUCAAACGGAGAUCAGUGGGGUUCCAAUGAGCGUUUCUUUAGGUUCACGGUACAGAAGAAUGAUCAAACUACCAAAAGGGUCAUAAAACUCCCUCUGGAAAUGUCCCACGCCUACGAAAGCCUUGCCAAAUGCGUGACUUUGUGCUCGGAAAUGUUUAAAAAUAUAUGACCCUCUAACUCACCCUAAAAAAAUGAAGAAAUGGAAAAGAUUAGAGAGUUGUACCCCUAAUUAUUACAAGCUUUUUUAUUCUACUUAUAUUUACAUGUCUCUCCUUGUCAAUCAGAAAGUUGUCAAGCCUAAAACAAACGAAACUUCAUCAGUGGGUAGGUAAAUAGUCUUAGCAGAAACCUACACUAACUUAAAACACUAAAGAACAAGAAGUGAUCGGGUAUUACACACAAAUGGUUACAUCUAAAUCAGGCUGCCCCUUAAAUCAAAGUAUUACACUACCUAGGCCUGUGUCGCGGCAACUCACGGCACAAACAAACAAGGAAGGAAUGGCUUGAAAAACUCCCUCGUUUUAUUAUAUCUGAUGCAGGAUAAGAACUACGCAUGUCUUGCUGCUUUGACUCAACAGGACCAUGAUUUUUUUUUUUUGUAUAAGCUUUCCGACUUUUCUCAGCUAAACGAAGUCUGGGAAGAAACUAUAAACAGGUUCCAGUAACGAUUACCUUGGAAAAUGUAUUAGUAUCUCGUUUCAGCCUUUGCCAACAGCCUAAAGGAGUACCCCCCCCCCCCACACACACACACAAACAUCUUACUUUUUCUAAUCGUCUUUGAUCCCCGCGAUGGAUGGAAACGACUGCCACUGAUCACACGAACCACUUCAAUUCGUUUUAUUCUGGCCUAAAAGACAAAAUUGACCUCAAAUAUAAACUCGAACAUCCCAAUCUCUUUCAUUUUAGGUGAAUGGACACCGCCAGCUCCCGGAAAUCACUGAGGAUAUAAAGAUUCAAGAUAUUUAGCACUCAUUCCCAGUGGCAUUAAAGAGCCCUUCAAGGAAGCAUCGCCAGGCUCAACAAGUGGUGUCUUGACGCUAACUCGUGACCCCGCGAGGCACACUUAUCCUGCGAGGCGUCAUGUUUCACCUUCUCGUGGUCGCUAAGUGUUGGUGUCUCGCAGCCACGCACACGGCGACACACGGGAACAUAACGUGCGGAAAAUAACGAACAGAAAAAUCAUUACGCUCCAAACCGAUGCAAAAAGUCAUCGCUCUUCCACGAAAACCAGAGAGAGGUAAAACGCUGCAUUUUCCAUCCUGCUAAUUUGAUAUUUUUACCCGUGGAAAAUGCUCGCUAAUAGAUCAAAGGUGGACGUAUUCUUACACCCUUACAUCCUGGUCUGGCACUGACAACAACUAUACAGACAUACGGGUGAAACAACUAUGUUAAUGCGAUGCCUCGGGAACAUAAAUCAUACCCAUAAACCCUUCUGCCCUGUCACUACCUGCGGCACUCUUCAGCAGGUUAAUCAGAGGGCAGGCACACACACACACACACACACCUGAACACAGUCUACCUAUCAUGACCACCACUUAACGUUUCUGUGGCUAGUGCUGCUGAUCCCCUUCCUUCUUGUUUGUGAGACGUUGCCGCUGACGUCAUACGAUCCUUUGUAGUCUCGUACGAAAAGAGAUCAAGUCAUGUACAGAUACUAUACGUAAUCAAGCAAUACUGAUAAAAAUAUGAUGCAACUUAAGCUAUAAAAAUAGGAAACUUGUGUUAUGAAUAUAUAAAAAUGGCUUACAACUAAUUAUACAUGCAGGUUAAAGUACGUACAACUAGGGAAUAAUCUAAAAAUAUAUUGAAACAUAGAGGAGGAGGAAGAACAGGAGUAGGAGAACACUGAACAGAAAACAAAUAUGAUGUCCCUCUCUUAAAAAUACCACGAACCGCAGAAGAGGGAAAAAACACAAGAACUAAGUGACUUCAAGAAAAAAAAUAAUAA
Messenger RNA from Eriocheir sinensis (Chinese mitten crab), 5591 nucleotides. RefSeq lists its product as uncharacterized. The transcript is spliced from 7 exons. Gene Ontology annotation, cellular component: neuron projection membrane. Gene Ontology annotation, biological process: synapse organization. Lineage: Eukaryota; Metazoa; Arthropoda; Malacostraca; Decapoda; Varunidae. The record is from RefSeq and is a predicted model, not a curated record. The coding region runs from base 1 to 1641 and encodes 546 amino acids.